Oncorhynchus kisutch (coho salmon) is the source of this 4929-nucleotide messenger RNA. Its product is annotated as BAG cochaperone 5. NCBI's taxonomy places the organism in Eukaryota, Metazoa, Chordata, Actinopteri, Salmoniformes, Salmonidae. The transcript is spliced from 4 exons. Gene Ontology annotation, biological process: negative regulation of protein ubiquitination; regulation of inclusion body assembly; protein stabilization. Gene Ontology annotation, molecular function: adenyl-nucleotide exchange factor activity; protein-folding chaperone binding. The record is from RefSeq and is a predicted model, not a curated record. The coding region runs from base 1386 to 2738 and encodes 450 amino acids. Gene Ontology annotation, cellular component: cytoplasm; membrane; nucleus.
AAACAUGGGACCAACACUUUACAUGUUGCAUUUAUAUUUUUAUUCAGUGUACAUUUAAAUUGUGUUUUAAUGCAAUUUUGUCCCACCCUGCUCCAUUUCAAAUUUGGCUCCCAGUGUGUCUUUACUUCCGGGCUAUUUUGAUGCAAUUUGCAAUUCCUUCUCUGUAUGCUCCUAGGUCACAGUUAGUGAUGCAAUGGUAAAACAAUGGGUGGAUUAACGCUGAUUGUGGUGCAUUUACCCUCCACUAAACCACUGGUCAUAGUGUUUACAAAUAUGGCCAUUGGCCAAGGAUUUAUUCAGGGUCACACUAUCUCAUAUUCAGUAGGCAGCAAACAGAGAAGAUACAUGGGACCUAUUCAGGUUCAAAUGUUGCAGAUACAGGCUAAAUAUGAACUGACACAAUUACCUGUCAUUCUGCAUUACACACCAUAUGUAGGGGGCCCAAGACCGACCAUCGGUCCUUCAGUGGUCAACCAUCCUCCACAGUCCCCAUGGUGUGUUCUACACUUUGCCAGUAGGUGGUUAUGAAUCAUGGUCAAAUUUUCAGAUUCUAUAUGUCUUGGCUGACCAAUUCUUGUAGUCUGUUCUAGGCUAUACACUUCUGUCUGAAUGUCCUGCAAUAUUAUGUACUCCUGAAUUUAAGCCCCUGUGCUGUAACUAAUCAAUUUUGUGUACAGGCAGUCUUACCUCUUAAAUCCUGUAUGGAUAUGGAAGUUGGCGUAAAAUAUUUGCAAAAAUUGAAUCUAUGUCAUUGUGGUAUUCCAUCAGCACCUUAGUUGGUCUCACGUUUUUGCCAGAGAUGCCAAGUGCUUUAUAUCCCAUGGAAAUACAAUACAUUUCAAAUUGUUUUUAAUGGGAAUUAUAACGUCAAACUCCUGCGCAACUCUGUAUACGAUCCAUUUGUACAGUCCACUGAAGACUAGUUUAUGACGCGCGUGAACAAACCCUCUGAAUUGGUGCGUGGGAGGGGCAACACCGCAGUGCAUAGUGCUGUUGGACUGUACCGAGGAGAAUCAGCCAUUGAAAACAAAUUGUCGUUACAUACCUACAUAAAGAGAAAAGAUACGUAUUUGGAUGACACAACAUCGAUUAUGAUCAUUGUUGGCUAGCUGAUGGAAACGGACAUCUUUAGAAAUGUGCGCGAAUGUCUUUGGCGCUUUGAAAAGACACAUCACUGUGGAAUAGCAGCAGAGGAACCGCCUGCAAAUACAAUAUUUUGAGAGCCUCUCAAUCUGCAGUGUCUGGAUGCCGAUGGUGCAGAAGUUAGGCUACUGGUGUGUUCUUCUGAGCCAGCUUGAUCAUACCUGAGCCAGCUUGAUCUUAUUCAUUGAGUUUUCCUUCUGGAGUUUUUCUUGUUUGGAAAGCCCUUUGAUGGUGGAAAGAGGAUGGACCAUGGCAGCCAGCAGCAGCAGCAGCACCCAGCCAUGAUACGGCUCUAUGAGGUCCAGCGGGAGGUCCAGUCUCUGGGCCCUCAGGUGUGCACCUUCAGCGGGUUGAAAAACGAGCGGGAGUAUCGGCGGCUAGAGCGCGAGCUGACCCGGCUGCUCCUGGAGGUCGACCAGGUGGACACGGAGGGCAGGGCAGACCUACAGGGGGCACGCAAGAGAGCAGCCCAGGAGGUGGAGGGGCUGCUGCGCUACCUUGAGGAGAACGCCACCCACCCGUCCCGCCUGGCCAUCGAGGAGCUGAGCCGGGAGGCCCAGGGGCUAGUGGAGCAGGGGGUGGUGGAACCGCAGCGGGCCGGGGGCACAGCAGAGAUCAGUGAUGAGCUGGUGGAUGCCGUGCAGGAGCUGAUACUGAGGCUCACCCAGGUGAAGACAGGAGGGAGGGUGCCCCUCCGCAAGGCUCGCUAUCGGGCCCUGACACGACUGUGUGCCGUGCAGGACGUGAUCGAGGGGCGCACGCGCCAGCAGACCCUCCCCCUGUCAGAAGAUACACACGUGGCCGUGCAGAGGAUCAACCAGGUGAUGAUGCAGGUGAGUGGGGCGCGCAGCCAGCUGGUGGCACUGCUGAUGGGGCUGAGUGGGAGGGAUAGCUGUGCCCACCUGUCCCGCGUGCUCACUGAGCUCCUGGUGGAGCUGGAUGCCCUCGAUGUGUCGGGGAACGCAGCGGUCCGGAACUACCGCAAACAGGUGGUGGAGGAGAUCAACGGUCUGCUCAAACACCUGGACCUGGAGGGAGAGGGAGACGACACGCGCAGGUAUGACUUGGCGCAGAAUGACUCAAUCCGUCAGAUUGAGGCUGUGCGGGGUCGGGUGGGCCAGCUGCGCGGGGAGGUCCUGCGACACUGUGGGGUGGGUGACCUCUUCAGGCCCAAGCCUGAGCUCCAGAGUCUCCUCACACACCUGGACCAGGUGGACACGGCCCGUAACCCCUGUAUCCGUGAGGCCCGCCGACGUGCUGUGCUGGAGGUCCAGGCUGUCAUCACCUUCCUGGACCUCCGUGAGGCCCUGAUCUGCCGCCAGCCUGGCUCCAACGAGCCCCCACAACACAGGGCUGUGUGGAUGGUCCUGGGCAGCCUGUCAGACCUCCAGGCCCAGGUACUCUGCUUCAACGGCAAGCGGGCCGACAAGAGCUACAUAUUGCUUGAGGAGCUUCUAACUAAACAGCUGCUGGCCCUGGAUGCAGUUGACCCACAGGGUGAUGAGAUGACCAAAGUGGCCCGCAAGCAGGCAGUCAAGUUUGCCCAGAACAUCCUCAGCUAUCUGGACAUGAAGACAGACGAGUGGGAAUACUGAUCCACUGGAAAAGACUAUACAUAGCUGAAGUAUGCGUACGCCGACCUAUUAAAUUGUAUAUAUACAUUGGUGUAUCAUCACUCUAAGAGUUGGGGUCUGUACAUUUGGACUAAAUCCCAGAAUGCACUGCAGCAGCGCUUUUGGUCUCUUUGUUGUCAUUGUUGCUGGCCUGUGGGUAAAAACAACAACCCAAGAAACAUUUUGUGAAAUACAAUUUGGAGAAAAGUGUUAUGACGUGCUUUUGAAAGUUUAUUGAGCAUCUUUUUGAAAUCUACUGUAUGUGUAUGAGUUUUGAUCAGUGUUGUUGUGUGGUUGUAAAGCCUGCGGCCAAAAGCACUGAAGCCUGUUAUGGUGGUGGUCAGAGUAGUUAAGAUCCAGUCACGUCGUCUGUUUUUCUAAAGCAGGAUUGGGACUAGAGUAAUUACAUCUCAAUGGUAUCCAUGUUUUGCUUGACUACUUUGGAGGUCAGUUGUAAAUUAACUCAGCCAAACGAUGUCUGUGAUGUCUCAAAAUACUUCUUUACCGAGAUGAACAGAGAGUGUACAUCAGCACUGUGAGACAAGAUCUUCACCUGUUCAUUUUGCUUAUCCUCUGCUCUCUUUCUUCCUUUAAUCAACACUUCUGAGGCAAACUCCCCCAUAACCAUGGCUGGACACACCAGUCUCUGGCAACUGUUCAGGUGACAAAUGAAAAGGAGAGCUUCUUCAUGGCUUUACCCACUGUCCUCCAUGGGCAUGGAACUCAGUGAAGUUAAACGGCCUGUGAGAUCCUUUGUCAACUUGGAGGGUUAGUUAAAGGCCUAGUAAAUAAAGAAUGAAUAUUUGUAGACACGAUAAAUUACUAUGUUUGUCUGUAAUUUGUAGCUAAAUGUUGAUUGUGACUUGUGUGUUUGCGAGGCUAUAUCUUGUCUGCAUUGAAUUUAGUGAAGGGGAAAAACAGAGUGUGGAGGUGGUUUUGUUUUUGUCUGUGACUUUUCUAUUGUCAGAGGAGUAUGUCUGGGAGCCCUGGUGAGGGUCACUGAUUUUUACCUUACUAUUAUUAUAGCUGUUGACAGUGAUCACAGUGGACAGGGCAGUCUAAAACCGCUUCAGCAGAGGUAGGGAGCUAUUAGUAAAAAAAAAUCUGUCUCCCCCCCCCCCUUCUGGUGUUUUUAUCCCAUACAAAGCAACCCCCACCAUACUCCAGACACAAGCUAGGGAGGGACUGGCUGCUACCUUUUACAAAAGAAUCCUGAAUGCACAAAGACCAGAAAAAGCACUAAAUGGGUGACUGAGGAGCACCUAGGCUAUUGUUACCGUGAGAAAUGUGCACUUUUUACAAAUUUUCAGUAUUAUACCUCAACUGUUCGUAAAUAGACCCCUGUAUGCCUGGUAGAUAGCCCUAAGUACUAACAGAGCAUAAACAGUCCUCAGUUAACUCCCACAGAACUCCCAGACUCUCAACAUGACAGGGGUUAUUCAACCCUUCCCCUGCUGCUGUUGAAAAACAUAUGGCACAAAAACAGUGAAAUCCAGCUACACGGACAUGGGAUGUCUGACUCAUAAGUGAGAUAAUGAUUCGAUUAGACAGUGUUCAGCGUGGCCUUCAUGUAAUGGGUGUUUGUUCACACAGCAAACCUAAUGCUGUCUCAAAACAACCAACCCUGCCAGAUCAGAGGCUAACACUAGCUACUGUUAUAAUUCUCCUCUUGAUCUGCUCACGUACCAGUAGGUGUGAUUAUCAACACACAGUUGCACACAACCUUGCAAAAAUGGAACAUACCUCUUAUCUGAAAGCAAUGCAAGGUGUUCUAUCUGAACUACAUAUGCAUCAGUUGCAUCCAGUGUUUGAAAAUGCAUUGAACAUUUUAGGGGUAGAAUGUAUAAUUUUGUCAGUGAAGAAUACCAAAGCUGAUUUAUUUCAAGGAAACUUUUUUAUGUUCUUUACUCUGUGGUGGACCUUUUGGUUUGCUUAUUUUGCAAAUGGCAGGAAUGUGUCUGUGGGGUACAGUAUUAAAUGUUUUAAUUUGACGAUCUGUUUCUCCAGUCGCCUUUGACUAAGUGGAUUGUGACAGGCUCUGCUGUGUUUCUCAUACAAGAUGCACGUGUACAAACGCACACUGAGGUUUAAAUGAUGUGUGAAUGCUUCAAUAAUAGGUUUGUUUGACUUUUUAUUCCCACUCCAAAAUAAAUAAAAAAAGGUGUGUCCCGGA